AAUAAUAAUAAUACCACAGCACGCGUAAUAAUAUAAUUAUGUGGGUAUAAUUAUACGUUCCGCUUCUGUCCUAUCUCCUAUGAUCAAAUUCCAUUAUCAAGGUAAUUAUUAACACGGCGCACUGAUGACCUGUGACGCCAGAUCAUGGAUUGUCGGCCAGAUUUCUCCAUGUAGGCUUGUCCAGAGCGAUGGCCCUCACAUUCCCCAGCUGACUGCUGCGCUUCAAGUCGAUGUUCCUCCUCUGUAAGUCGCUUGUGAUGCGCGUCGCAAUGGAUGUCCUUGGACGUCCACGCCCAGCCUUGGCAUCUCCCGCAAAAUAGCCCGUCAGCGCGAUCCAUGGCGGCGCAUCCCUGUCCAUACGGAGAAUAUGGCCGGUUAGCUGCCAUCUUCUCCUGUCCACGAUGUCAGAUAGUGGUUCCGUGUUGCACCUCUCAUACAGCUCAGUAUUUGAUAUCCUGGCUGGGUAGACUAUGCCAAUGAGGGCUCAUGAUUGCUACAUUGUAUAUCAACGCUUGCACUACGUGAAGACAAACACUGCAACAGUUUACACUUGCCUUCGCGAGGUUCCUCAUCAUGUUUUACCAAUUAGCCACCGUGUAUGGCACCUGGGCCACCACCUGUUUUCAUUCCUGUUAUUACACAUUGGGCGCUUUCGAUUACACGCAUUUCGGUCAAUUCUAGAAUUAGUUAUUGUUGAUGCACAGUUCGAUUACACAAAAAGUGACAAAUCCCGUCGUUAGAAUUGAUUUUAUCCAAUUCCGUCGAAUCCAUCAAUUCUGAAGAGAAGGCGGAAUUUCUCUAAUUCUGGCGCCAGAAUUGCACUGUCGGUGUGUUACCGGUUUGGUCAUGACUCAAGCGCGCGAAGAGCCUCCCUGGCCGGCGUGUGCGCGAUGCUAGGUCCACGUGCGCGCGAUCGAUCGCGAGGGUGUACGUGAUCUUUUUGCGAUUCAUCAAUUUCGUUUGUGACAUGACAUGAAUAAAAUGCGUUGUGAAUUCCAGUCGUUCGUUUACAAGUCCGGAAUACGCUCAUUCUGGUCAUUCCAGAAUAAAAAAAACAGUUCCAGAAUUGUGUAAACGUGUAAUCGAAAGCGCCCAUUGUACAGUAAAACCUGUCAAGGCGACCACUCGGAUAAGGCGACCACCUGUCCUAGAAGACCACUGAAACCAGGACCAAGUGAUGCUAUUUCCAGUCAAUAACCCUGGAUAAGGAGACCACCUGGUAACAGACACCACGUUUUGAAGGUCCCGUGAGCGGUCGUCUUAGACAGGUCUCACUGUAUUUCCCAACCUAUUGUUGGGUUACUCUCCCUCUCCAUUCCCAUCACGUAUAAAUGUGCACACUGUCAAGAAAGACCAAUGAGCGGAGUGGGUGAAAACAGCAAAAGAGAACAUGAGAAGGACGCACAUGUAGCAACAUCAAUGAUGACAGCAUAGGUUGCCACUUCUCUCCGCUAUCAGGCUUGGUAUUGACGACACCCUGAUAUUGAUACAUGCAUCGAUAAUAAUGUUGCAUUGGCUGCACCUUAGUCCAGAGUCGCUCAGGCCGGAUGAGCUUCUUUUGAUCCCUGCUGGGUGUGUGUACGGUGACUGGUGUUUCUCCGAACAGUAGCCAAUCAAGCAGUUUAUCUCAAUAUUGGUUCAUCAUACAAUGAAUGUUUUCAGCCAUAAAGAAGGGAAAAAGAAACAAAAAACAGUUGCAACUUUCGUGAUGAGUCCAUCCCACACUUUGGUAGUUCUUUGACCCUCAGGGAUCAGGUCAUGAUAUUCCACACCCUCCUACUAUGACAUACACCAGCUCCAGCACCUGACAGUGACACUGAUACGUGUCAAGAUAAGGCCAAAAACUACAGCCUGCUGACAGUGCCUUUGAUCCGCGCUCUAUCUCCUAGCUAAUGCUUCGUUUGGUUGUGUUGUCACAUAUUAUAGUCAUGUAUAUUGGCUGAUGACCAUCACCCCCUCAGUCUGCGAGGCAUACAAUUUUAGAAUCGUAUCGUAUCGCGUACAACCGCAUUCCGUGUUGAUCGACAGCAGGUGGCAAAAAAUAGGGCUGGUGGUAUUUGUAAAAGAUAUUGUCAUACGAUCACCAUAUGCACCAACUGGUGAGUCAACAAGAUGCCCUUAUGACGCCAGUAAUGAAAGCCAGAACCUGUCAACCUGACAAACACGGACCGCAUGCAUGUACCGUCCUCGCCUGGAGUCACUGAGCAAGCAGCAGCUAAUAUCGCCAAGCAGCCUGCUAUCCUUGCCUAGAACUCUAGCACUACGCUCGUUGGCUCAGGAACCGAGGAGAUGAGCGGUGACAUUUCUUUGUGAGAAAUUGGCUAUCCGUCGGAGGUUUGUGUGUUCUAGUAACCUCUCAAACGGUGCGAUUAUUCAUUUGGAUGCCGGAGCUGCUGCGACUCGGUGAAGCAAAAUCGCUCUACUAGCUCCCAUGCCAUUUGCCCGCACCUAAGCAUGGUUCCCAUCACAGUUUCAAUGGAGAGAAAGGCGCUGCAUUCAAUGGACGCAGAGUCCGACGUGCCCACUUUGCCAGCAAAGACUGGGCCACCCGAGGGGAAGACUCGCGUUACAUCAACUUCCAGCUAUUUCCCUACCCCGCUGUAUGCCAGCGUUAGACUGGCCAGUGGCAAGCUUGCUCCGGUGUCUCCGGUGUACCGAACACACAAUGCUCACGACUCGGGGAACGGUGGGAGAACAUUUGAGGUUCUCGUGAUACUGGCAGUUGUUCUAUUGGUUGUAGGGGGUGUGGCACUGCUCGUUGCUGGCCUGCUUAUUCACCAAAUGUGGCUGGUGGGAGUUGGAGUUGUUCUGAUGGUCGUUCCACCAUUCGCCUUUUUCAACGUCGUCAGUAUCUACUCCAGAAGGUCUCUUCAAGAGAAGGUAGCGCCAGCAGGGUACGACGCCAACUUGGCCAGCGUGUCUGAUCCUACCAAGAGCACACUGCCUGCUGCCCGCAGAGUUCUCUUCAUGACGCUGGAUUCGAAGCCUGUUGUCGAUGACGUGUUCGCUAUGUCGCCGAGCGAGACGGAGAAAAUCAGUUUGGCCACGGGAACAAGCUAUGAGAAACGAUCGCCACGUCCAUUUGCUACGCCAGAUCCUGCCCAAUCUACGUCUACAAUGCCAGGAGCCGUUUCAAACCUGGGCCUUAUACCAGAGCAAGUGGAAUGAGUGUAGGUCGAGGACAUAAAACAGCACAAAUAUUCCAAAUUUUGAUUUUCACAAAUUGCCGACAUAUGAUUAUUAUAAACUUGAGAUAAACUCUGCUUGACUGCGUUCACAAUUUUGAUCAUUUUUCAAGACUUUUGCCUUUAAUAUAAGUUCCUAUCUAUCUUAGCUUGACCUACCACGACGAAGUUCUGAAAACGAUUCACUGUUUUAUUGGUACUCGAGAUGCCCACUAUAUUAUCAAUAAUCAUCACUGUGCCAUUUGUGGUGAACACAAUCAUCUUUUUUUCUUUUCUUUUCUUUUUUACAACGACCACAGCUCACAGGGAAAGACAAACAAAUUGCA
Sycon ciliatum is the source of this 3511-nucleotide messenger RNA. RefSeq lists its product as uncharacterized. The transcript is spliced from 4 exons. Lineage: Eukaryota; Metazoa; Porifera; Calcarea; Leucosolenida; Sycettidae. Bases 2455 to 3168 code for a protein of 237 amino acids. The record is from RefSeq and is a predicted model, not a curated record.